GGCACUCGUUGACUAGUGUCAUCGGGCGAAUGAUGACGUUGUGGACAGUGCCGCGAGUACAACUGGAAGUGAAUAUCCAAUGUGAAUAAUUGACAAAUGUGAGAGCUAGUGACUGUGAGAUAUAAAUUAAUUAAUGUUAAAUCAAACAGCCACUAUUUCUGUGUAUAUUGGACAAUGAUAUCUGGUACGCAGAUCCAGCAUUUUCAGAGACGUUGCAUAUGCUUACAUACGUGAAAUGUAUUACUCUACUGGAUUCGUAAAACCGCCUUGAAUACUACCGACCGAAUGAUCGAUUUAGACCUUUUCCGAUUCGCUGAUCGAUUCUUCGUUAACUAUUGAUAUGUCUAUGAAGAAAGAAUCACCCUGGGACGUGGAGUUGCAUCUGGCAGCAGCUCGUGGCGACGCGAAACGCCUUCAGGUUCUUUUGGACUCCGGGCGUGUCCACGUAGACUGCAAGGAUAAGACCAACCACUUGUUUCGAUAGCACGAAUCACCGUGACAGUACCCUACGAUAAGCGGAUUAAAAGGUCUAUGGCGUAAGUGAAGGGUUUCUUAUUUAUUUCCAGGAUGGAACCACCCCGUUAAUACUAGCUGCUGCCGGAGGUCACAUGGAAGCCGUGACAGAGCUUCUUCAGCAAGGUGCCGAUCCCACUUCAAAAAGGCUGACCGGGACCACAGCCUUGUUCUUCGCGGCUCAGGGUGGCUUUAUGGAUAUCGUUGCUCUUCUGCUUGAACAUGGAGCGGCUGUGGAUUCCUGCAGUAUGGACGGCGGUACCCCAUUAUUUGUCGCCUGUCAAUGUGGACACUUGGACGUGGUCGAAGGACUUUUAGAGAGGGGAGCAGAUGUCAAUGCUCAUAUGAAGGAUGGAGCUACAGCUUUGUUCAUAGCAGCGCAGAACGGUCACCUGAGAAUCCUAGAAGUUUUGUUAGAACAUGGAGCCAAAACCGACGCCACGCGUACAGACGGUGCUACCCCCUUGUGGAUAGCUGCUCAAAUGGGUCACGAUCACGUUGUCAGAAGACUACUAAAAGCUGGGGUCAGAGUGGAUGCCACAAGACAUGAUGGCGCGACACCUCUUUUCAAAGCUGCUCAUAAAGGUCACACGGCAGUGAUUGGCGAGCUUUUGAAAUACCGUCCAUCCUUAGGAAUACUACCGAAUGGUGAAAGUGCACUUCACGCGGCGGCCUUGUCUGGACACAUGACUGUAGCCAGACAACUUGUUGGAGCUGGUGCUGAUCCUUUACUCGUUAAUCAGGAAGGGCUUACGCCACUUCAGCUGGCACUGCGACACUCUCAAACCCAGGUCGCUGAUUACCUUAAAGAUAAAGUUAGAGCCCGAACAGCAUCACGUUAAUAUUACAAAUGUAGACAAGGUUCAUUAGGCAUUCUUUUCUGUCUCAUUCUGACGACUCUACAACUGUCAAAUACCAUACGUAUUUUUCAUCCUGUAAUAUUAACUUAUGUUUACAUUGAGGAACCCUGCAGAUUAAAUUAACAUUGGAUAAUUAGCGAGCUUAUGAAUCUUGGUAGCAAGAGAUACUACUGAUGCGAUAGCAUAUCUAUUUUAGUUUUUAUUCUAAUACUACUCAAUGGGAUUUUUAACGGUAUUGCCAUUGGAGAGAUGUUGUCCUAGCUUUUUAGAUUGUCAUUAUUGGUUAAUAACCGAUCUACUGUCAUUGAAAAAGGAUAGGAAAACGUAUCAGUAUUUCGUAAAGUUUGUUUUAUGGGAACUCGUGUAACGUUAGAGUGCAAAACGAUCAGUGCAGCAGAUUAUUCGCAUUUAUUUUCCUAUGUGAAAAUUGUAUUGCUUCGUGGUACAGUAUUUAAUUUUAAGUGUUCACUGUUAUGGUUGUUUAGCACUAGUUAAUUCUAGUAAUUAUAUCGCUAAGGGGUACUACACAGGAAGUGUCCUAUUUUUAGCACACCCUAUAUGGACGGUAGGUUUAUAGUGGGUAUUCCGUCUAAGUUGUUGAAUUAUAACUUUAGCUGUACGUUUGCGCGAAGAUGAGUAUAUUAAUAUAAACAUUAUUUAUAUAUAAAAUUUUAAUAAUUUAUCUUACGACGACUAUCUGUAAUUUCUCUUUUUAUUUUGUAAAUAUGACACAGCAAUAUGCUUUUCAAAAUAACAUAAGGCACGACAACUCUGCUGUUCCUAACUGGUAGAUGAGCUAAUGGAUCUAAUACUGUUCUAGAUACGUUUGAAAGAGACAGCUUUGCGCAUAAUAAUAUUAACUUGUACUUGUAUAUGGAAACUGUACUCUAAUGUAUAUAGGAAACAUCAAUUUUCCCUUUUUGAUUAUCAGAAUUACGCAUUACCAGCAUAAUCAGCUGUAGCAUAAGUAGGUCUAACCCACUAUUCAGCAGUCUUUCAGUAGAGAGAAUUCAGUUUUUUAAAAACACUGUCAAUUGUUCAAUCGAAUGCAAUCACAUAAGACUGACUGAUCUGCCUUGAAACAGAUUGUAAAUUAUGAUAACGAGGCGAAUAUCUGUAAGCGAGAAUCGUGCACAAUGUAUCAAGGGAUUUUAUUAAAAGAUAAAGGAAUCUACAAUUAAUUAGAAUACUAAGAAUUAAUUAUUGUAGAUUUACCGUUAGUACUAUACAUAAUUGGAAAGUGACUUAAUUUUGAAUAUAGACUUUCGUAUACAUGGUUAUUCAGGACUGUUGUGCCACCUGAAGUUAGCACGUCCAUUUGAUUUAUAUCAAUAUCUAUAGUAGAACCAUCUUCAAGCUGGCACAAUAGUAUUGAAUAACCUUUCACGUAACAGUACGAUAUUUUCCAUAUUGGAGGAAGCAUAAUAACCGCAGCAUUCGAUCUAGCAAAUUUUUGCGUGAAACAAAAUUUUCAAAAUAUUCCGGCAGUCUUCCUAGAAUGUAAUAUUUACUUAGUCAAUAAUAAUUAUUGUUAUUGUUGAUAGAUAUAUAUAUAUACACAUAUAAAAAUUUUAUGAAAAUCUUCAAAAAUAAAAUAUGCCUCUUUUAUUGUACAUUCAAAACACUA
Molecule: messenger RNA, 3000 nt
Organism: Cephus cinctus (wheat stem sawfly)
Lineage: Eukaryota; Metazoa; Arthropoda; Insecta; Hymenoptera; Cephidae
Product: ankyrin repeat domain-containing protein 29
Exons: 8
Coding region: 609-1355 (248 amino acids)
Molecular function (GO): protein binding
Source: RefSeq, a predicted model, not a curated record